AUGAGGCAUCUUCUUUCUUGCUCUCCUCUCAAAAACUUGCACGAUCGAUCCUCUGCUCUGGGUGCUCCUGUAACUCCUAUUAUGUCCCUCCAUCGUCUUCUUUCCAUUCACCUUAGCCCCGUUUUUCUCCAACUCUUGUACUUCAUAAUCAUGUCUCUCUUGGGUUUCCUUGGUCUCAAGAUCUCAAAGCCCAGAAUCCCUGUUCCCCCCAACGCCUUUGAUCUCUUUUUUACCUCUGUAUCUGCGUCCACCGUCUCCAGCUUGUCCGUCGUAGAAAUGGAGGCUUUCUCCAAUUCCCAGCUCAUUCUCAUCAUCUUCCUCAUGUUCCUUGGCGGUGAGGUUUUCAUCUCCAUGCUCGGCCUUCUAUUUUCUUCCUUCAUUCUCUCUCGGAAACAGAGCCUUAAGGACGGACCAAAUCCUCUUCAGCUCAAACAGCGCCCUCCAAUUCCGAGUGCCAAUCAAAUCGAGAUUCGUUUAGUUUCUAUACACAAGCAGAAUGAUGUUAGUUCUGGUGAUCACAGCGAUGCUAAUAUUGUUCAAAAUGAUAAGACGAACAGGCUGAAGCAUAACUCUAUAAAGUGUCUUGGGUUCGUGAUCUUGGGUUACCUUGCGGUACUCCACAUGGUUGGUUCUGGUUUGGUCUCAUCCUACAUAAGUAUCAUCCCAAGUGCAAGAAAGGUGCUAAGAAACAAAGGGAUCAACAUACACACAUUCUCUGUGUUCACCAUAGUGUCCACUUUUGCCAGUUGUGGUUUUGUGCCCACAAACGAAAACAUGUUUGUGUUCAGGCAUAACCCAGGUUUGCUGUUACUUAUUUUGCCAUUUGUUUUCCUCGGGAGCACCUUAUACCCACCAUUCUUGAGGCUUGUGAUUUGGAUUCUGGAGAGAGUGACAAAAAGAGAAGAGUUUUCUUACAUUCAGAGGAAUUAUGAGGUGCUGGGCUAUGACCACAUGCUGUCCGGUGUUCAUUGCUUGUGCCUCGCAGCUACGGUUUUGGGGCUGAAUCUGACGCAAUUCGUGUUGUUCUGCUGCAUGGAGUGGAAAUCGGAGAACAUGGAGGGCCUAAAUAGCAUUCAGAAAUUAAUUUCGUCCUUGUUCCAGAUUUCAAAUGUCAGACAUGCUGGUGAAUCUGUUGUUGAUCUUUCUACGCUCUCUUCGGCUACCUUGGUGCUCUUCGUUGUCAUGAUGUAUCUGCCACCAUACACGACAUUUCUACCCACGAGGGAUCCCGAAAAUGAUAGGCAGAAAGAAAAAAUAAGCCUAAGGGAAUGUCUUAUGUCGUCUCAACUAUCUUAUUUGGUGAUGUUUAUUAUACUGAUUUGCAUCACGGAGAGCAGAAGCUUAAGAGAAGAUCCCCUCAACUUUAAUGUGUUUAACAUCGCCCUUGAAGUAAUGAGCGCGUACGGGAACGUGGGGUUCUCAAUGGGAUAUAGCUGCAAAUUGAGAUUGAAAGCAGACGGGAACUGUAGAGAUAAAUGGUUUGGAUUUGCAGGAAGAUGGAGUAGCAAAGGAAAGCUGAUCCUUAUAGUCGUCAUGGUGUUUGGAAGAGUCAAGAAAUUCAACAUAAAUGGUGGCAAACCUUGGCUUCUCUCCUAGCUAAUCGAACCCACACAAUCAUAUAAGAGAGAUG
This is a messenger RNA of Neltuma alba, 1630 nucleotides long. RefSeq names its product sodium transporter HKT1-like. The record is from RefSeq and is a predicted model, not a curated record. Gene Ontology annotation, biological process: transmembrane transport; monoatomic cation transport. Gene Ontology annotation, molecular function: sodium ion transmembrane transporter activity. The transcript has 3 exons. NCBI's taxonomy places the organism in Eukaryota, Viridiplantae, Streptophyta, Magnoliopsida, Fabales, Fabaceae. Bases 1 to 1596 code for a protein of 531 amino acids. Gene Ontology annotation, cellular component: plasma membrane.